Aspergillus puulaauensis is the source of this 1575-nucleotide messenger RNA. Its product is annotated as putative RNA export mediator Gle1. NCBI's taxonomy places the organism in Eukaryota, Fungi, Ascomycota, Eurotiomycetes, Eurotiales, Aspergillaceae. Gene Ontology annotation, biological process: regulation of translational termination; regulation of translational initiation; poly(A)+ mRNA export from nucleus. Gene Ontology annotation, molecular function: translation initiation factor binding; phospholipid binding; inositol hexakisphosphate binding. The coding region runs from base 1 to 1575 and encodes 524 amino acids. The transcript is spliced from 2 exons. The record is from RefSeq and is a predicted model, not a curated record. Gene Ontology annotation, cellular component: nuclear pore; cytoplasm; nuclear pore cytoplasmic filaments.
AUGGGAAGAUCCAAUUAUCCGUCUCAAAUGGACAGCCCCUCAAAACAGCUUAUGCUUGAUCUGACCAGAGAUCUGGAGCAGCUGCGCGUUCACAACUCUGAGUUGAAAAAGGUCAAAGCAUUCGAACGCCGCUCAUUUUACGAGAGGCUCGACAAAGCUGACAGCGAACUUGAAGCCCAGCAUAAUGCAGCGCUCGAUAAAGUUGCCGCUCGUCACGAGAAAGUGUUGGAAGAAGCCGAAGAGGCGCUGAGAGAUCACCAUCGUGCGGUCGAGGAAGAGAACCGCCGCAAACAGGAAGAAGCUCGGAAGGAGGCCGAACGACAAGAGCGGGAGAGGGCAGAGAAACUACGCAAGGAACAAGAACUCGCACGAUUAAAGGCCGAACAGGAGGCUGCCGAAGAGGCGAAACGAAAAGCCGCAGAGGAGGCGGAAAAGAAGAAACGGAUAGAACAGGAAGAGAAAGAGCGCAAGGAACGGGAACACGCGGAGCAGGAAACCAAAAAGCGGCAGGAGGAAGCCCAGAAAGCCGAACAAGAAGCCACACGUCUGAAGGAAGAAGAAGCGGCACAGAACCAGCAAGCAGCGCGACAGAAACAGCUCGGUGCUGGCCGAUUGACGGAUGAUGAGAUCAAAAUCCACCAGCGCUAUGUUGAACUACAUCAGCACUUGAAAAAGUUCCGCCUGUACCUCAGAAAUGAGGGGAAGACGAAUCCAAUCAUCAAGCAGAAUAUGGGAGACAUGCGACGAUCCAUCAAGAAAUGCGUUGGCCAGUUACGCGAAGGAAAGGGUGCAAACAAGAACCAGACUCAAGAAAUCCGCACUACACUCGAGAAAGCCGCCUCCAUCGCUGAACCGUCUGUUGAUGUUCGCCAAUUUAUUGCGUUCCCUCCUGAAAACAUCGCGAACUCUGAUGAUAACAAGGUGCCGGGACUUUUGAUAUAUUCCUUGAACAUCCUCGCCAAGUCCCUGAUUUCGUCACUCAUCACAGAAGCGUCGAUUAACCAGGGCCAUGCAGAGCCAAUUGGAAUUGUGGCCGCCCAGAUUUUCUCUCUGGACUCAUUCAUCUACAAGGGCUACCAUAUGGUAGAUAUCUUGUGGGCGAAAUACCGCGUCGUUUGCCCCGCUCUCUGGGGCUUCCACGGCAGCGAGAAAACCGAAUCUGGAAGACGUGCCCUUGGAUGGUGGCGCGAAGGCCCGGACGGCCCAUUCGUCAGCGAACAAGCCCAUGCAGAUCGGAUGACUGCUCUGGGAGGCGGAUUCGCUGCCCUAACCCUGCGCAAUUUUGGCAAGACGCAGCGCAAGAAUCCGUUUCCAAAUAUACUGUUUUGGACAUCUAUGCAUAAGAUCCUCAAUAUUCCCGCCAACGAGAUCCAGGAUACUCAUGUAACCUUGCUUUCCGCAAUGUUGAGAUCGUCGGCGGAGAGAAUUGUUGGCUUUUUCGGACACAUCGGUCUGGCAGUGAUGCGGAGAGCCAUUGUCGAACUGCCCCCAAACCUCCCACGUCAAAGCAUGGCAGUAAACCAGCUGAAACUGCUCAAGGACCUCUACAAACGAGAGAAGCAUAUCAUAAUAUGA